Messenger RNA from Kalmanozyma brasiliensis GHG001, 1848 nucleotides. Its product is annotated as Carboxylesterase, type B. The record is from RefSeq and is a predicted model, not a curated record. Lineage: Eukaryota; Fungi; Basidiomycota; Ustilaginomycetes; Ustilaginales. The transcript is spliced from 2 exons. Bases 1 to 1848 code for a protein of 615 amino acids.
AUGUUCAAGUCUCAGACGCUGCUUCGGAGCAGUCUCUUGGCGGCGCUCGCUUUGGCCUUCGCCAUUUCUGCCACCGCCUCUCCCAUCGCUUCUCAACCGUUCGCAGACCUUCUUGCCAAGCGCGAGUCGACCAACAACGCCGAUGACCUUACCGUCGACCUCGGCUACUCCCAGUACAGAGGGACAUUCAACUCGAGCACCAACAUCAACUCUUGGAAAGGCAUCCGCUUCACCGCCCCGCCUACCGGCGAUUUUCGAUGGCAAGCUCCUCAACCUCCUUCCCUCAACCGCAGCAACGUCAUCGACGCUAGUCAGUAUGGCUCGCAGUGCCCUCAGAACCCGUUUGGAAACCCUGAAUACCAGGUCACUUCCGAGGCUCUCGAGGCAAACGAGGACUGCCUCUUCCUCAAUGUCUUCGCCCCUCAAAAUGCCAGCGGGCUGCCCGUCAUGGUUUGGAUUCACGGCGGUGGGUAUGGCGCGGGCAAUGGCCAAUACGAUUUCACCUCGAUCAUCAACGCCAACAACAACGAUUUCGUUGGCGUCGCCAUCCAGUACCGUCUUGGUGCCUUUGGCUUCCUCGCAUCCGACGAGCUCAGCCGCUAUGGUGUCGUCAACGCUGGUAUUCUCGAUCAACACUUUGCCUUGCAGUGGGUCCAGGCGUACAUCUCGCAAUUCGGCGGCGAUCCGCGCAACGUCACCAUCGCUGGUGAAUCGGCCGGCGGAGGCUCCGUGAUGCUCCAUUCGCUUGCUCAGGGUGGUACGCUCGGCACUUCCCUCUUCAAGAACGUCAUCGCCGCCAGUCCCUACCUCCCGCUCCAGUUCGGAUACAAGGACUUUGAGCCUUCGCAGUCGUACUACGCCUUUGCCGCCGAGGCUGGCUGCUUCAAUGGCACCGCUUACGGCAAGACGGCUCAAAACAUCUUCGAGUGCCUCCUCACCAAGGACACGCAGACACUUCAACAGGCUAACGUCAAAGUAUCUGCGAGCAGCUUCUUUGGCACGUGGUCCUUCCUCCCCGUUACGGAUGGAAAGUAUAUCCUCAGCGUCCCCUCGCAGCAGCUCAACGAGCGACGGGUCAACGGAAAGCACCUGCUCGUUGGCAACAACGCUGCCGAAGGAGGUCUCUUUGUGCCCAGGGACAUCGACACGGAGGAGAAACUCAAGACGUGGUUGAGCACCUUGUUGCCGCUCUUGACCAAGGAGGACAUCGAAACGCUCUUGCUUCACUACCCCGUUGACACGAGUGUCACCACCAAGUAUGCUACCAACGGCUUCGAGAUGCCCGACGCCAACAGCGUCUCGCCCGUCGCCACCGGUCAGCAGGCCAGAGCCGACAACAUUUAUGGCGAGCUCACGUUCGUCUGCCCGAGCUACUGGAUGUCGGAGGCCUACUCUGGAUCCGGCCGUGCCUCCUACCGCUACCAGUACAGCGUCGUCCCCGCUCUGCACGGCAAUGAUGUGGUGGGCUACUUUGGUCCCCCCUCCGCCGUGCAGUCUGCCGACUUUGUCAAGGCAUUCAUGAACAUCUACGGCAACUUUGUCACCAAGGAUGACCCGUCCAUCUCGGCUGCCCUGGCGUACGGCUCCAAUUACAGCGCUUCGGCUGACUCGCAGCCCAACGCGGCAGAGAAUUGGCCCAAGUACUCGGCGCACUCGCGCUAUCAGAUCAACCUCAAUCAGACCGGCGGGACCCCGGAGAGCAUGCCCUUCCUCUCAACCAAUGCCACUGUUUUGACGGAUCCUGGCCUGAGGAAUGAUUUCACAAAGGUCGACGCAUACAGCUGGGAGGGUUACCGCGGUCGUCGAUGCGACUACUGGAGAUCCAUCUCCAACUUGCUGCCCAACUAA